ACUUGCUUUUCAGGCAAAACUGGAGGGUAAGUCCGUUGAAAGUUGAAACGUAAGUACUAAAGACUAAUCCCCGUUUAUGAAAAAUAUAAUAUUCUCACUUUCCCGGGGAUCAAAGGCCAUAUAUUUUGCGAAUUCAAUUAAUGGGUUUUAGAAGAAUGGGUUGGCAUGAGUUACUAUGGGUCGGAAGGCUGCUUGUUCUUAUGCAACUGCUUCAUGGGGUGUUUGGUUGGGGAAAGGACGGUCAUUUUGCUGUUUGCAAGAUAGCUGAGGAAUAUCUUACUAAAGAUGCUCUGGCUACAGUAAAGGAACUGCUCCCUGAUUCCGCUGGAGGUGAGCUUGCAUCUGUAUGCUCCUGGGCUGAUGAUGUAAGGUGGCACUAUCACUGGUCUAGUCCCUUACACUAUGUUGACACCCCAGAUUUCAAGUGUAAUUAUAAAUACUGCCGGGACUGCCAUGAUGCUGCUGGACAUAAGGAUCACUGCGUAACUGGAGCCAUUUUCAACUAUACAAAGCAACUUUUUUCAGCAUAUCAGGGAUAUAGUCCUCAGUUGAGUUACAAUUUGACAGAGGCGCUUAUGUUCUUAGCUCAUUUUAUUGGGGAUGUCCAUCAGCCAUUACAUGUUGGCUUCUUAGGAGAUUUAGGUGGGAAUACAAUUACAGUCCGUUGGUACCGCAGGAAGACAAAUCUACACCAUGUCUGGGAUACCAUGAUUAUUGAUUCUGCUGUGAAGACAUUGUAUGGCUCAGAUCUUGCAACAAUGAUUCAAGCCAUCCAGAGAAAUAUUACUGAUGCUUGGUCCAAUGAUGUAUCAUCAUGGGAGAACUGUGGACAUAAUCAAACUGUUUGUCCUAACCUGUAUGCUUCUGAAAGUGUUAGGAUGGCAUGUAAGUUUGCAUAUAGGAAUGCCACACCGGGAAGCACAUUAGAAGAUGAGUAUUUCCUUUCUCGGUUGCCUAUUGUGGAGAAGAGGCUUGCUCAAGGCGGGAUUCGCCUAGCUGCCGUGCUUAACCGAUUAUUUAAUUCUGAAGUUAAAUCGCUCAAGCAUGAAGAUAGGCAUUUGUAAAUUAUGAAGUGAGGGCGACUAUAGUAUCCCUUUAUCAACUCUUUCAAGAAAAGAUGAUGAACUUUAUGUUUAUCUCCGACUGUAUUACUGUUAAAGAUGCUCUUGCCUCCCUUAUACUGGAAAAUGCCCCACUUUGCUUGUCAUUUAGGUCAACCUUUAGGGUACAUCACGUAGUGGAACUCGAAUAUCAAACUUAAUCUGAAUGAUUACCUGUUUUCAGUUUGUGUAUAA
Gossypium arboreum is the source of this 1295-nucleotide messenger RNA. Its product is annotated as endonuclease 4-like. Gene Ontology annotation, molecular function: nucleic acid binding; endonuclease activity. Lineage: Eukaryota; Viridiplantae; Streptophyta; Magnoliopsida; Malvales; Malvaceae. The record is from RefSeq and is a predicted model, not a curated record. Gene Ontology annotation, biological process: DNA catabolic process.